Messenger RNA from Chionomys nivalis (European snow vole), 12289 nucleotides. RefSeq names its product potassium two pore domain channel subfamily K member 12 (gene Kcnk12). The record is from RefSeq and is a predicted model, not a curated record. Gene Ontology annotation, biological process: stabilization of membrane potential; potassium ion transmembrane transport. Gene Ontology annotation, molecular function: potassium ion leak channel activity. The transcript has 2 exons. Bases 6832 to 8124 code for a protein of 430 amino acids. Gene Ontology annotation, cellular component: membrane. NCBI's taxonomy places the organism in Eukaryota, Metazoa, Chordata, Mammalia, Rodentia, Cricetidae.
UUAGCCAUAGCCAAAGUCUACAGAGCUUAAUGAACUCAGACACAGUUAAAAUUGGCAUCGAAACAGAAGCUGUGAAGCUUCACAUGAAAUUUUACACUUUCAGUACUGAAUAUAUUUUAUGCAUGUAUCCACAACCAAAUCAAAAAAAAAAUUCAUGACAGAAUUAGAACUAGAAAAACAAUUAGCUCUAUAUUCUUUCAUCACUUGAGCCCAUUACCCAAAUCCACUUCUUCUUUUUCCACUUACAUUUCACACCAAUUCUUCUAAGCUUCUUCCUCAAAACAAAGAGUGAAGAAAUUCAUUCUAUGAUGUCAGUAUCAUCUUUAUACCAAAACUAACUAAAGACAAAUAAAAACAACUACAAUUUCUUUGAUGACCAUAGAUGCAAAUUUUUUUAACAAAAUACUUACAAACCAAACACAGGAACACAUUAAGGAAAGCUUACAUUAUGACCAAUUGGGCUUUGUCCCAGAAAGUCAAGGUUGGUUCAAUAAGCAUAAAUCAAUGUAUGUACUACACCAUAUAAACAAACUCAAUGACAGAAGCAAUGUAAUUAUUUUAAUUGACACUGGAAAGGCAUUUGACAAAGUUCAACAUGCUUUUGUGAUAAAAAGCUCCAAAGAUUUUAGGAGUGUAUGAAAUACUCUUCAAAAUGGUAAAGGUUCUGUCCAGCAAACCUUUACCAACAUUAUAUUAAAUAGAGACAAACUGAGAGCAUUUCCUGUACAAUCAGGAAUAAGGUAAGGUAUCCGCCCUACUCUCUUUAUUUAGUAUAAUGUUCAAAAUCUUAGCUACAGCAGUGAGAUGAGAAAGACAUAGAAGGGGAGAUAGGAAGAGAAGACGCCAACCUAGCCCUGCUUCCAGAUGGCACAAUUCUCUCCUUCUCUUUAUUUGGUCUAUUAGAAAACCCUUGGGCCUAAUAAGCAUAGUGAAGUUGUGGGAGAGAAAAAAAAUCAAUACAUAUAAAACAUUAGCCUUCAUUUAUACUAAUAGUCUACUCUCUGAUAAGUAAAUUAGAAAUAAUAUUGCAUUCAAGUUAAUUCCCUCAAAAUAGAGUAUUUAGGAAUAACCAAAGAGGUGACGGUCUCUGCAAUGAAAGAUAUUGAAAAAGAAAAUCACAGAAGGUAUUAAAAGAUGGGAAAAUAUUCCAUAUUCCUGAAUAUUUCUGAAUAUUAAUUCACAGAAUUAAUACUGUGAAAAUGUUUAUGCUGCCAAGUUAAUAUACAGAAUUAAUGCAAUAGCUAUCAAAUUAUCAUGUCAUAUUUUACUGGUCUAGAAAAAAGUAUUUAUAUAGAACCAGAAAACACCACAAAUAGUUGAAGCAAUCCUAAGGAAUAAGAACCAUACCAGAGUUACAACACCAGACCACUAUACUAUGAUGCUGAAGUGAUGUAGGCGUGAACUCCAGUGUCAACAGAUGGUAAUGAAGACAGAAAGUGUCCGUGAAGCAAGGCAAUGGCCCCAGAAUAGGAGGAAGUUUACCAGCUGCACUUCAGAGAGGGGCGGACAUCCAGGACUGGUAAGGAACUGCAGAUAAUUGUUUGAGCAGUUCUGAGGAGAGCAAAAAGGUCUGGAGGUGCGCAGCACAUUUUAAACCUGUUGCUUGGAAUGCAGUAUUCUAACAAAACUUUGCCAACACAGAUUAAUUUUUUAAAAGAAAGCAUUUUCUGAAAUAAAUUCCUUUGUUCAAACUAAAAUUUAUAAUCAUUUUUCUCUUUACCACAGCUAAACUGGCUCAAAUUCUCCACGUUUUUGUUGGUUUUGAGAGAGAAUCGUGUGUAGCCCAAGCUGGCUGCAAACUCAUGAUGUAUUUUGAACAUCUGAUCCUUGCCUCUGUUGGGGUUACAGACAUGUGCCAUCACAGGGUGUUAUGGAGUGGCUGGAUUGAACCCAGGAGGCAAGCUCUCAAUCAACUGAGCGACACCAGCCCCCUCUACACUAGUCUAUUUUUUUAAUAAUCAUUUUUCAUUUGGUAUGGAUGUGCACAUCUUUAAUCCUAGCACCCAGGAAAUAGAGGCAGGUGAAUCUCUGUGGGUUGCAGACCAGCCUGGUCUACAGAGUGAAGGAAGGAAGAAAGGAAGGGAGGGAGGGAAUGAGGGAGGGAGGGAAGGAAGGAGGGACGGAGGGAGGGAUUAUUUUCCUGGGGGGCGUGUUUUUAUUUGUUUGUAACAUAUUCUCACUAUGCAGCCAACCCGUUCUGAAAUUUAUAACCACACCGCUUCACCCUCCUCAUGUUGUGAUUACAAAAAUGGGUCACUGUGCCUCGUUCUACUAUUUUUUAAAUAACAACUUGUCAAAUCAAUUACCCUUCUGCUUCUUAUACAGCUUUAUUGAGCUUUAGUUCACAUAACUUGUAAUUCCAAGAUUUCCAAUACACAACUGGAUGUUUUUGAGUCUCUUGAUAAAAUCAUAUAUCAUCACUACAAUCGACUUUAGAAUAUUUCCACUGCCUUCACACAGAAACUUAACCAUCAUUCCUUCUCAUCCACCCUGGUUGUAGGGUUUCUAUCGCUGUGAAGAGGCACCAUGACCACAGCAACUCUUAUAAAGGAAAGCAUUUAACUGGGGCUGGCUUAUAGUUUCAGGGGUUUAGUUCAUUAUCUUCAUGGUGAGAAGCAUGGAGGUGUGUAAGCAGAUAUGGUAGAUGCUGGAGAAGGAGCUGAGAGUUCUAUAUACAGAGCAGCGGGCAGCAGAAAGACAAUUCCACACUGGGCCUGGCUUGAGCAUCUAAGACCUCAGGUCAGGCCCUAGUUCCUCCAACAACACUACACCUACUUCAACAAGGCCACACCUCCUAAUAGUGCUGCUCUCUAUGAGCCUAUGGGGCAAUUUUCUUCAAACCACCACAAUCCUUAACCCCAAAGUGACCACCGAGCUGCUUCUGUCUUUGUGGAUUUACUCAUGUUUGGACAUUUUAUAAAACUAGAAUUCAUAAUAUAUGGUCUUUUGUGAUACUUUUUUUCCUUGUAAGUACUGUUCUUUCAAGACUGUUAUAUGUUAUUGCCCAUGUCAGUGCUCCACCCCACUCACUGCUGGGCGUUCUGUUGCAUAGACAUACUAUGAUUUUUUUUCACAUAUUAGCUGGCCUAACAGUUCCCACUUGCUACUGCUGUGACUGUCAGCGUUUCUGUAUGUGGUGGAUACAAAAUUCUGUGUCUCUUAGCUGUAUGAAGACGCCAGUUGAGUUUGAAUCUGACUUUACCCAGUUUUCCUGGUUAACACUCCAGCAUUAUGUUCCCCCUUACAAAAGACAGAAAGGGAGGAAGAAAAGAGGAAGUGGAAGAAGGAAGAGAAGUUGUGUCCAUCCAUUUGUCCUGCUGAAGUUCCUGAGUACAUGACAGAUACAAGAAGGCUGGGGUUGAAAUGACAGCAUCAAAGCAAUUGGGUCAGAAUCUCCUACGAAGGGAAAGCUUUAUGAGAAGAAGAAAAUCUGGGUUGGCAAGGCAGCUCAUGGGCCACGCUGGAGGGGAGCGUGGUCCUAAACCUGAUGACCUGAAUUCACUCUUCAGAGCCAACAUGGUAGAAGGAGAGCACCAACUCCCAGAAGUGAUGUGUGCGCGCACACAAUCACAUCAAAUCAGAAAAGAAAAGAAAAUCUAAGCUGACUCUACAUUUGACAAGCUGAAGAAGAGGGGCCCACAGCAUAAUCAUGGUCUGGUGAAUGGGUUGCAAAACAGCUUGCUUAAAGAGUAAGAGGCAGUAGGCAAAACGAGGAUGAGACACCCCCACCCCUAACUCUGAGAAUCACAUAAUUAAAGGCACAGAACCACAAACUCAAAGACUUAAACACCAAUUUUGUAUAAUGUUAGGAAAUCAUUGAGAGUGAGGUUUAGAGGCAUCAGUCCCAUGACUAGACUGAAUGGGCAGGAUGAUUGGCAGUUAGGAUGGACCUAUAUGGGGAAAUUUUGCCACAGCAAGCCCUAUCUCCAGGGCUGUUGUGACAAUUCUGGGUUGAGGUAAAAGCACUGAAGAUAGCCAGCUGGCACAGUCACUGGCUUAGAUAUUGAUUUAGUGGGCAAAAGCCACAUUCAUCACGGGGCUGGUUCCCUAAAGGACCCACAUCUAUGAGCAGGGGACUCAUCAUUUCUCUAUUACAUAAGGAGAUUUGUCACUCGGUGUUGAAACUGAUGCCAAGGGUUCUCUGCUAAUCAAGCUAGAAUCACAGGUUGGAGGACAGGGUGGGCCCUCUGCCAGCUAGGCAAGGAGUUGGACCCAGAGGCACAGGAUAUUGCAGUCAAACAUGCCAUCCCUGCUCUGGGAAUCCAGGCAAAGCCGGGAGAGGCCUGUCAGUGCCUUUCAGCUGUGUCUGGAGCUUCCAUGGACAUCUCCUGAAAUCACACCUGUCAAGGCUCUUUCCGGCUGACCAGGCAAGUGGAGUUCAGUCCCAGAGGUUGCUAUCUGCAGCGGCUGGCUGGGGAACAGUCAGCUGAGGUGACUCCUGCAGGAAUCUGAGGGGAGACAAAGGCUUGGGAAGAGAACAGUUGGCAAUAACAGUAGUUUGCGGUGGUGAUGGUUGGCGAUUGGAUAAAGCUCCCACUGUGCUCCACAGUGAACCAGGGUGCUCAGGGCUCUCAGUGGAUAAGCCGUUUCCUCCUUAAACCACAAGUAGCCAUCCAAGCCUGGAGGCGGCGGUGGAGUGGAUUUCUCCCCACCUGUGCACAUCAAAGAGAGCAUGGGGUCCUCUACCCAUACACCGGAGCAGCAGUCUCUAAGAUACAAGCCUCCAUUACCCCUGGCUAGUCAUAACCCACAUCCCAAGACAGGUGCCGCUCAGCAUUCCACACCUCUCCAGCCCCCAGUGCAUCUGUGCCUCUACACUGGGUGGAGGGAUCCUAGCUUCACGGCUGUUCAGUGAGGGGUCCACCUUAAGUACCACCAAGCUUCAAGGACCACUUUGAGGAGAUCUUAGCUUGGCAUUUUCCUAUGGUGGAGGCUAGCGAGCCUGGCCUUGGGCUGGGAGCAAGACGGAGGCAGCUCAGUGUUUUUGCCAGAGUUCUUGCAGACACCUGGAGUGUCUAAGAAGUCACCAUCAGUAUUUUUCUUCCCUGUUAUCUAUAUCAUAUCGUUAUCAGGAUCCGAUUCGCGGCCAACAAAAGAGGGAAGGGGGUUAAAAAAAGAGACUAGCUACCCAGAGAGGGCAGUAUUAUCUGUCUAUAUCGAGAGCGUUCCUUGCUGCACAACUUUAUGACCUCAACCAGACUGGGUUCUGCCGGGCAGGGAAGGACUGGCGACUGUGUGCACCACUCACUAUCUUUCCCCUCCGAUAUAGGGCGGAGUAGGCUUCCCUAGGGCGUUCCAAAGCACACCGUUUCUCCUAGCGAGUUUCUUCUACCCUCCUCUCCCUCCACUGUACCCGCGGUAUAUCCAGACUCUCGUCCCUCGGGAGGGUGAGCUAGGGUAGCAGAGAAGCCCCAGCAGUGUCAGGCCUAUGAUCCUCCGGCUCUGGUGGCCCCAAGUCCCCCACCUGCGCGUGACUCCUCCUCCCGUCUCAGUUCCGCAGCGUCCGCACCCUGGCGACACUCUGUUUCGGCCACCGCACCUGCGUCAGGGUGGAGUAGGGGACAAUCUGGAGGUAGAAGGGGAAACAGGGAGGGUCUGGGGAGCACCACGUUAUCGGGUGAGCAACCUCGCCCGGGGUGGCGGAGCCCCCGCAGCCUAGAGCCUCCCACCCGAGUCUGCGGCACUGAUGCGCUGUCCGCGGUGCUGACGCCGGCCGGCCGCUCGGUCGGGAGGAGGAGCAGACGCCCUGGUUCCCUUGGUGCCCAGAGUCUGUCCUCGGUUCCCAAACCGUGUCUUUUACCCGAGAGGACUUUGCCGGAGUCCGGGCGCUGCGGUUGGAUUCAGGAACAAAAGAGUGAGCAAAGGGAACUUAAACUUCAGGCUGGAGCCCGAGAAUCGGAAGUCGGGUUUGACUCUCGAUAGCCCCCGCAGCCCCUGAGACCUCAAAGCGCCAAGUUGAGCAAAGUUUCCCAGUGGCUUGAGGAAGGAAGAGAUUCCGGAGCCCAAGCUCAGGGAAGGAAGGACGCGGUUGUCUAGCGCGCUGACAGCCAGCGCCGCAGUGGGACACCUGCUCCGGUGGGACGCGCUGGUGCCGCCAGAACGACCCGGAGGCGUCGCAGCAGCCCAACUCUCCACCCCUUCCUUCCUUCCCUACUCACCCCUCCCCAACACCCCGCCCCGUGCUCCGGUGACUCCGCCUUUCCGUGCCGGGUAGCUCUUCGGUGGUAGCAAGGAAGGGAAAGGACCGCUUUCCCGGAGGACUCGGCUCGGCUUUGAGGCUCCCAACCCGAUACCGCCAGCUCAGUCCCAGCGGUGGAACAGGAUCGCCUGCCAGGCUGCGCCUAGGCGCCACCGAGCCCCAGCAACCUCAUGGGACGCUCCAGAGGACUCUCUCUGUGCCCUGCCACCGUGUUCCAAUCCUAGGCGUCCAGACUCCACGGCUCAACCUGUCCGCAACCCCAAGGCCUGUCCGGAGAGGAGUAUGCGGCCCGGGGCCCCGUGGACUCCGGCCACCGGGCGGCACUGGCCUAGCUUCGGAGUCCAGAGCCCGAGGGCAGCAAGUGAUGAUCCGCGGGUGGCUGUAAGGCGUCGGGGAGCGGAGAGAAGCGCUCCAACUCGGGUGCCCGCUGGGCCGCACGACCCGCGGUGUGUGGCCUGAACGCCCGGCAGGAGGCGGAGGCUCCCUGCCGUCCCGGUUCCAGGGAGGCUGCAGAGGGGCUCCGCGGCGGCCCCAAACCUCUGGCCACCAUCCUCACGCUUCUGCUCCUACGGCGGGGAUGUCACGGCCCCGGCUCCGAGCGCCGCCCCAGCCCCGGGGUUGAGCUGCGGACCAUGUCCUCCCGCAGCCCCCGGCCCCCGCCCCGCCGCUGCCGCCGCCGCCUGCCGCGCCCCUCCUGCUGCUGCUGCUGCUGCCGCCGCUCACACCUCAACGAGGACACCGGGCGCUUCGUUCUGCUGGCCGCGCUCAUCGGCCUCUACCUGGUGGCGGGUGCCACCGUCUUCUCGGCGCUCGAGAGCCCGGGCGAGGCGGAGGCGCGGGCGCGCUGGGGCGCCACGCUGCGCAACUUCAGCGCGGCGCACGGCGUGGCAGAACCGGAGCUGCGCGCCUUCCUCCGGCACUACGAGGCCGCACUGGCCGCCGGGGUCCGUGCCGACGCCCUGCGCCCGCGCUGGGACUUCCCCGGAGCCUUCUACUUCGUGGGCACCGUGGUGUCGACCAUAGGUUUCGGCAUGACCACCCCAGCCACAGUGGGUGGGAAGGCCUUCCUCAUCGCAUAUGGACUGUUUGGCUGUGCGGGGACCAUCCUGUUCUUCAACCUCUUUUUGGAGCGCAUCAUCUCUCUGCUGGCCUUCAUCAUGCGCGCCUGCCGAGAGCGCCAACUGCGCCGCAGCGGCCUGCUGCCCCCCACCUUCCGUCGAGGCUCGGCACUAUCGGAGGCCGACAGCCUGGCGGGCUGGAAGCCCUCGGUGUACCACGUGCUGCUCAUCCUGGGCCUCUUCGCCGUGCUGCUAGCAUGCUGCGCCUCGGCCAUGUACACCAGCGUGGAGGGCUGGGACUACGUGGACUCGCUCUACUUCUGCUUCGUCACCUUCAGCACCAUUGGCUUCGGGGACCUGGUGAGCAGCCAGCACGCCGCCUACCGGAACCAGGGGCUCUACCGCCUGGGCAACUUUCUCUUCAUCCUGCUCGGCGUGUGCUGCAUCUACUCGCUCUUCAACGUCAUCUCCAUCCUCAUCAAGCAGGUGCUCAACUGGAUGCUGCGCAAGCUGAGCUGCCGCUGCUGCACGCGCUGCUGUCCGGUGCCCGGCGCGCCCCUGUCACGGCGCAAUGCCAUCACCCCGGGUUCCCGGCUGCGCCGCCGCCUGGCCGCGCUAGGUGCCGACCCCGCGACCCGCGACAGCGACGCCGAGGGCCGCCGCCUGUCGGGCGAGCUCAUCUCCAUGCGCGACCUCACAGCGUCCAACAAGGUGUCGCUGGCGCUGCUGCAGAAGCAGCUGUCCGAGACGGCCAACGGCUACCCGCGCAGCGUGUGCGUCAACACACGCCAGAACGGCUUCUCGGGCGGCGUGGGCGCGCUGGGCAUCAUGAACAACCGGCUGGCAGAGACCAGCGCCUCCAGGUAGAGCGGCCGCCCGCCCCCAGCGCCGCGGACCCUGCUUGGACUGCGCGCGGUAGGGCGGGUUUGCUUCAGUUCUUCUCUCCGAGAUGGCGCUUUCUUAAUCUUUAUCCAAUAAAAACGAAACAAAAAAAAAACAUAAAAAACAAAAAAUGUUUUCUAAAGAAAUACUAUUUGGCCAGGCCUGACGUUAUCAAGGGCAAGUUUAAGAUGAGACUGUGAUCUUUUGAGUCCCCUCUUGGAGAAUCGUGGCCGCCAACAGAUUUCUCUUCCUGGAAAAGAGAAAACGUGGCACCCCAAAUCUACCCCCCUCCCCGUGCCAGUGAAUUCCUGGGCUUUGCAGACAGGCACCAAAGCCUUCCCCAUGCGCAUAAGCAGCUGGCAACCCCGAAGCAUAUGGUGCCGCCUUUCAUGGCUCUGAAUUACCUCCUCAGCCUUUAGAAUCCUGGCCCGGCCUAGCAGCUUCCUUCUGGUCGUCAGAAGUGAUAUAGUCACAGUUUUGACAGGUGGGGGUAGGGAGCGCCAUAUGUUGCCUUCCCGUGUAUAUAUAUAUAGAACAGCCACUACACACCGGGAACGGUGUAGUAUUAUGCAAUGAGAGGAAACAGCACCAACCAGCGGUCGGUGGCAUCUCCCCCCACACUUGGAAAUUGCAAGUGGUGAGGGGCUUAGCUGGCCUUUUUCAGCCCGCAGCUAGUCCACUUCGUGAGUUCUUCUUGUGUAAACUCAGAGGGACCUGUAGGAGGAGGCGCUCUCUGACUGGGAGUCCUGCUCUGUGCUUCGGGGAGAUCUCGGAAAUGAGCCCCCCGACCUUUUCAGUCACAAGCUUCACGCACCGCACCGGUAGGGCCGCUUCCUGUUACUAAUCAGGACUGGUUGUUUCGUCUCAGAUAAGAUUUUGUCAUUGUUGUCUUCUUAACUAUUGUUGGCCAGCUCAACUCUUUUCCCCUUUUUAGAAAGCCUAGAGGUGCAGCGCACAGCCCCCAUCCACCUCCUUUCUGAUUCAGGGCUCUGCCCUCUACCCCCACAGGGGAGGAGGGCACUACAGCACCAGAAGCCAAAAGAGCCAUAUUGCAAAUGUCAGGCCAUUAAACUUCUGUGCCUACCACAUAGUGUUUAGGGGCAGGCACAAUGAGAUCACAUUCUGAGCCCUGUGUGGUCUCCAAAUAACCAGGUGGGUCUAUUUUUCUCUGCACACUCUACACUGGAGGUGGAGGAGGCAGGAGGGAUGGAGAUACCAGAACCUAUGGAUGGGAGGGGUAGUGGGAUAAAAGUGAUGUUCUGAAGAAUGGUCCUCAGGCUGAAGGACAGAACCUCCCAGACUCCUGCUCUGCAGAGGGAAGUCCAGACACCCAAGGCUUCAUUGAAAUGGCAGAAUUUGAAAGCUGUGAAGGAACACACCUCUGCCUUUUUCUCAUCUUAAGAAAUGUCAACAUUUAAGAAAAGUGUUCGUUCAUGGUGUGACCCAAUAUACAACACUUCUGGUAGGAAUUUUUGCAAGCGUUAUCACCUGAAUACUAUCUGUCUCCCUGGCAGAUGUGCCUAGAGUGUGUGUGCACAUAUGCAUACACAUACGCUCACACACACAUAACAUUAAAAACCAUAUUUGAAUGCUGAACUCUUCUUUCCCCUUCCAUUUUCAGCUAGAAAAAAAAAAAAAAAAACCAGGGCACAGGAGUUUAGUUUGGGUAAUUUGUAGUCUGGUUUGGGGUUGGUCUCUAAACAUGGGCUUUAUUCUGGUGUAAAAAACCAGUGAGGUAAGACUGGCUGAAGAGAGGCAGUCUUACUAAAUCUUCAAGGGGGAAACCCCUCCAGAAGUCAUACUUCCAGGAUCUACUGUGACUGUCCAUCAGAACCAGCCCAUAAGCUAACAUCUGAAUAAUGGCUUUGGUCCCAGGAAGUAACUACACACUCUUAAGAGACUUAAGUCUCCAGUAUAGAGCUUCUGACAGGACCUGGACGUAAGGCACCAGGCUCAUCCCUUUAAAAAAGAAACAGAUUAAAAAGCAUUCAAUUAGAGAUGUCACCUAGGCAACGGGAAAUAACUUGGGGAGCUGAGCCAUCCAGAGGGGGAUGUAGAGAUUCCCGUGGCAGAGUCAUCUGGACGAGACAAAAUAGCAGUUUGCCCAUUGGGAGGGAGCUUGGCAGCAGCACAGUGGGACUAAGGCUCGGUCACCAAGUCAUCAUGUGGUAAGAUAUCCAAACCACCCUUCUGACAAAUGCAUAGCACUGCACGGAAUCCUGCCUCCUUGGGAGCAGGGGAACAACCACCAGGAUCCUCCUCCAGGGGAGAGAACACCAAGCACUCCUUAGCAGCCUCUUCUGUCACCAUGCUUCUGAGGCAUCCCUGAGUUGCCUACACCGCACAGCCUUAGCGGUUUUCAGUUCCUUUUUUAUGCAUCAUUUGUUUUGGAAGAAAGCAAUCGGCUACGGUUAGAGCAAAGCCUCUCAAUGAAGCAUAGGCACGGUUGGAGGGGGCAGGGAAAGGAAGCCCCCUCUUUCCCUUCCUUCUCAUGACAUCCCAGAGAAACGUCUGUCCUCCAAGUAUCUCGGGAUCCAGUGACACAUGUACAUUGUUGCCCCUGUCCCUCUGGGCCCCAUCACACAACACCAGUCUCAGUCCCACUAUGUGGUAUGACAUCGCAUCAUUUUCCUCUGCCCAGACCAAAGGAUUCAGUGGCCCAGAUGCCUGGGGGCUCCUGAAAAGCUGGGGUUCCCCGGGUCAGGGGACUUGAUGGAGCAAUAGAGUUAUGUGGUGUGACCUCUUAUUUAAGAGAACUCGGAAAAGCAAGAAUAUAGGCUCUCCUAUCGUUUAGAAACAAUGACAUUGAUAAGAACCCCUUUCCUAAGAAGGGCUCCAUGUCCUUAGAUGGCAACAUCUCUUCCAUGGUCUAGUUUGACCCAUGACUGGCAGCUCACCAAUGUUCUCAACUCCUGUGGGCUGCCGCUCACCUGCCUAACUUCAGGUCCACAUUCACAGGGUCCUACUGGGUUGUGGGUUCCUGUAAUGACACGGUAGGGUUCCCAUCAUCGUUUGUCUUCUCCUUGUGGCCACACAGAACACAGAAGCCAGGGGCUGAGCCCCAGGCCCUCUUAAAGUUGAGUAGAUAAAGAAGCCACUGUCCAUGUCAUUGUUCACUAAAGCCACAUAGUCAGCCCCUGUGUCUUCCGAAUGAAGCCCAAGGUCCUGAUGGGGUGGUCUAAGGGCUAGGCAGCCUCAGGCCUUCAGCCCUUGAGCAGCAAACAGGGAGCCCUGGCCAUUGCAUGCCAUGCACAGGUGUAUCCAUGCACAGCAGCCUUACAAACAGCCACUAGCCCUUUCCUCAAGGGACCUCCCCAGGUGGGGCCACUUGAAGAGACCUCCUUGGGUGUUGUUCCUCUCUGUGUCAGGGAGUUUUGUGUACAGUGUACAGUGUUUAUGUGUUACACAGAAGCCAGCAUCCCACCCCAAGCCCACCUCUAAAAAUAGCUGGUCACCAAGACUCCCAGCAGGCUCCUCUUCCUACAGGUUCUAGAGUGAGGGUACCUGUGCCCUUAUUAACAGAGGAGAUGUUUCUGGGGGACUGAUACCAACAGCACCCCAUCUUGUCUGCCACCAUAGGGCCUGUAGGCCAUCUGGGUCUAUCUUAGUGUAGCCUUUUACAUUCUUAGGGAAAAAGAAAAGCACAAAUCUCUAUCAGUGUCUGGGAGGCCCUGCCACGCAGCAGCUCGGGGCACUGCAGCAUCCAGAAGAGAUGCUGGGCUUGUCUGUCUAUCGCUAGGGUUGUUGGGUGACCCUGAAGUCUCCUCCUGUAGAGUGGGAAGGACCUUCUGAAGCCAUUCCUGGCCCCACAGACAUGUGGCCUGAACCUGGUGACCCUGGAGAAGCCCUGGCACCAGCAGGCAUCCUGCCGUGUGAUGUCACCUAAUGCAGAGCAAAGCCAGCCUCACUGUGCACUGAGGAGAAGCGAUGGCCUUUCUACACCAACCUGACCAGAGACACCCCCCCCCCGUCCCUCCUCCCAAAGAAGCUGGCCCUGGCUUUACAGCUCAUUCCUUAUGCUGUGUUCUCUGGGGAGGGGUUCCAGCAUGCAGGUGAGCCUACAGCACUUGGAAACAACACUUUCUCCUCUGAGCAGCACUUUGCUGAGAGAACACUAAAGGGUAUUUAAAUUAUUGAUGAAUAAAAAGCA